This is a messenger RNA of Ectocarpus sp. CCAP 1310/34, 4285 nucleotides long. Lineage: Eukaryota; Phaeophyceae; Ectocarpales; Ectocarpaceae. The record is from the annotation of a GenBank genome assembly.
CUCGCUUUCUCUCUUCCGUCAGCAACCAGCAAGGGCUACUGGUACUGCUUCCGGACAGGCCAGCUCACGAAGACGCACGAUGAACCCUAACAAGAGACCGCCACCAUCCUCUUCGACAGGGACGUUCGAGGGAGGCGAUGCUACGAAGCGAGCGCGCGAUCAUCCCGACAAGAUCCUUCGGCCUGGGCAGGAGCAGCCUGGAAACGUGCUCUUGGUCCGAGUUACAGACAUCGUCCAUCCGGUGACCAUCCUUGCACUUCAGCAGAUUUUUUCCAGGUUCGGGAAGGUGGAUAAGAUUGUCAUGUUCGACAAGGGCUCCGGCUCACAAGCAUUGGUGCAGAUGGCCAAUGUUCACUCGGCUAUGAGCGCGCACGAAGCCGCGGACAUGCAGGAAAUGUACUCUGGGUGCAAUCUCAUCCGCGUGGGCUACAGUAACCUCCAGAACGUGACCGUCAAGGGAAACACGGAGCGAUCGUGGGAUUUCAACAUUGGCCCUCCUCUUGAGGGCUCUCUGCCCCCGGGUGUAACCCCUGCUCCUACCGCUGCGCCUGGCGUCGGUGCCGACGGGUAUCGCGGCGCCCCUGCUGCAUCGGCGUCCCCUGUCACCCAAGGACCCCCAACCCCCCCGUCGUCAACCUCCCACCGACACACCCCUCAGCAGAGUUACUCCUCCCAGCAGUACUCGCCCUAUUCCGCUGCACAGCAGCCCCAGGCAACCCCGUACGCCCCCCCCGCCCAGCAGCACCAGACAUACACCCCCCCUCAGCAACCUUAUGGCGCACCCUCGGCGCCGUCGACGUAUUCCCCCCAACAUCAGCAGCAGCAGCAGCACCAACAGCAGCCAUACGGUAACGUCAUCCCGAGCGGCGGUGGUGGAUCAUACACCUCCCCUUCAUACAUUCAGCAGGGUUACGCUCCCCCUUACGGCCAAACGUCCACUCCUCCGUUUUCACAGCAACCCUAUAACCCCCAGCCCUAUGGGCAACAUGGGUACAGCAGUCGAGGCGGGGCGCGCGGCGGUAGUAGUGAUGACAACGGCGGCGCCAGCGGUAGCAACGGCAUCGCGGCGGCAGGUAGCGGAAGCUACUCCCGCCCCCCGCCUCCCCACGCUUCAACGAAUUACUACACCUCUCCCGCCAACAACGUCAUGCCCCAACCCCAGAGCGGUCCGUACGGUAGCAUUCCUUUCUCCUCCGAGAGGAGCCCUGGCGGUUUCGGAUCGAUGGGCAUGGGUGGCGGCCUUGGUGGUGGUGUUGGCGGCGGCGGCGGCGGCGGCGGCGGUGGCGGGGCAAGGGCGAUUCCCUACUCUGGACGACCCGGCCGGGGGGGCGGGACGGGCGGCCCGGGCGGCCCGGGCGCUGGCGGCCUUGGUGGCGGAAGCGGAGGAGGUCAAGGGAGAGCGGCUGCGGGGCGGGGCCCACCGUUGGGUUCUGGCGGCGGCGGUGGCGGCGGCGGCGGCGGCGGCGGCGGAAGUGGGCUAUUGCAGGCACCCAUGCACCGGCAAGGCCCCAUGUUCCCGCACGACAAUGGGAACUACCGAUCUCAGAUGAGGUUCCGCUCGUCUGAUAAAAAGCCGACGACCAAUGCAGCGCCCGGAGGCGCAAUCAAGCCGAGGUCUCGUGUUCCUCGCCUCGAUCCUGUCCAAAUUCAGGCACUAACGGCAGCGGCGGCCUUGGCAAAGAAAUCGGUCCGGCAGCCCAAGUCGGAAGAAAUUGUGGAGGGCAAAGAGAGCGGCAGCAAAACAGCUACAUUAGCGGGGAGGGGAGGUGGCGGUGGGGACGGCAAGACCUUGUCCGGUUUCGUGAAGGAGGGUGCGGGAUCUAGCGGAGGUAGCGGCAACAAGACAGCGAACAAGCGGGAGGCCGCGGAAAUGCUGGGGCCGGACGCUACCGAACAGCUGGCUGCGGCGACAGCCAAGGUGUUUCUGGAAAAGAGGACCAAUAAACGCGAGGCGGCAGAGAUGCUGGGCCCCGACGCGACGGAUCAGCUGGCGGCUGCGACGGCGAAGGUUAGGGUUAGUGACGACGGGGACGGCGAAGAGGCUUCGUUGUCGGCCGAAAAGGACGUAGAGGCGGGCGACAGCUUGGAAAAGGCGGGGAGCCGGCAGGACGAGAGCAAGCGCAAGGCAUGCACGGUAGAGGUUGACGACGAGGGUGAAAAGGGUUAUAGUGGGAAGCGAACGGCCGGCGCUGGCGGGGGUAGUGUAGGAGAAGAAGCCCUGGUGGAAGGCGUGGUGACCCGGCGAGGGGGGCUCAGGAGCGGAAGCAGGGGAGGUGGAAAAGAUUUCCCGCCAGAGGACAAGGCAAAGGGAGCGGGCGUUGCGCUAGAAGAGAAGGCAAAGGCAGACGGUGUUGAGGUCGCGGAGGGAAAAGACCCUUCCACGUCGCAGGAAACCGGCGAGGAGAAGGUUGAGGGGGCUACCCAGUGUGACGGCACGACCGGCAACGCAGAAGAAGGGGAGCAAGCGGAGAACGGAGAACACGACGAGGAAACUGAGUCCGAGCCCGAAGUAGAGGCAGGGGGAGAGGACAAGAAGAAAGAGGAGGAGGAGGAGGAGGAGGAGAAGCUCGAAGCCGGUGACGAAGUAGAAGGGAGGAGCAAAGGAAGGUGUGAAGUUGAAGCCGGUGAGAAGCAAGGGGAAAGGAAAGCCAGCGAUGGGGCCGAAGGAGAGACUAAAGUUAAGGUCGAGACGGAGGACGAGGCCGAUGCCGAGGCCGACGCUGAGGGCGAUGGCAACCAUGAUGAUGAAGAUGACGAAGCCGCGGGAGACGGAGAAGAGGAGAGAGUUGACGUUGGGGCUUGGGCUGCGGCUGGUCCGGUUGCUCGGUCUCCCAUUGUCAUGGUGCGACACGUCGACACGCUCGAGGUUAGCCCAGGCGCCUUCUGCCACCUUUUCGGGCUGUACGGUGACGUGAUGAAGGUGAAAAUUGUUGCCAGCCGAGGGAUGGCUCUCGUGCAGAUGAGGUACCCCGUCCAAGCUGCCAACGCCCAGCGCCUGCUGGACCAGACACCGCUCUCCGGCAUGACGUUAGAGGUCAAGCCGUCCAGCCAGUGGACUAUCAACGACCCAACCGCUACAGACUUCAGCGGGGUCCAGGGAUUGCACAGGCAAUCGUGCUGGGAUCGUUUUGCGUUCAGUACGACCCCUACACCUGACGACAAGCGCUACCGCGACUCCCUGUCGCCGCCGUGCCCUACGCUGGUGGUGGACAACGUGUCUCCAGACGUGACCGCUGAAACCAUCACCUCCAUUUUUGCGAAGCAUGGGCCGGUGUCUUCCGUAGACCUCGACACCCAUGCCAAGGCCCCGUUGGACACGAUAUCAGCCCGUGCAAGCACCGGGGGUAGCAACGCUGAGCCUACCAAGCCUUCGGUGCAGGCCCUGGUGCACAUGGAAGCGGACGGGAAAGUCCGCGCAACGGAAGCUGCAGUGCACGCGCUCAUCAUGACCCACAACCUCACCUUGGCGGAGCGCAGGCUGCGUGUAUCUUUCCUGAGCGGAAAGCACCAUAUCGAGAAGUAAAGUAAACCAAGUGGUGCUGUAAACGGCUAUGGAGAGCGGAUUGAAGGAUGAACUGGCGGAGACAACGGCGUAUGAUUGGUAGUGGGGAGAGAUCGGUUUGCUUCGGUUCAUGUCGUUGGACCUGUUGUCUCAACGCGGCUUGUAAGGGGUGGAAGCCGCGCUCUUGGCACGGCGGUAUUCUGUUGUUCUAGACUCGGCAGUGUUCUUGAUUUCACGCGCGCUGUCCGUGUGAUUCUGGUGCGCAUAUGGAUCCGGACACCUUUGCGUCAAUGUCUCAGUCUUGUGAGGAGAGAACAAUUUCGCCUGUAGCGUGUAUAUCACUGAUCAUGACAUUUUGCGAGAAGUUCAUUUAGUAUCUAAAUAUCAAGGUGUUUGAGGAUUCCCGCGAAGUACGAAGUUUUGCACUCGAAUGCCGAUGCAACCAACACCUGGGGGAAUUAUAAUGUUGGUACACGGGUGGAUGAGUGAUGUUGUGGGUUCGAGUGUAACACACGAUUCGUUUUGUGUUCCAUGAUUCCGUCGGCUUCCAUCCAGCAAACCCUGCUAAUUCUAACGCAAAUCGUGGUGCGGAGGUACUUUGAAGCACUUCGACGUUCUGAGGGUCGGAGUGCCGAAGUUCGAAAGACUGGUGUUCGCUGGAUUCAUAAUCGUGGCGUUGAUUGAUGAAGGUAGUUGUUCUGAUUCACCCAUCGAAGAUGGAGGUGAUACACGCGUGUGAAUCGCAUCAGCGAAGAAUCGGAUAAUAUCACGCAAUGACAUCCG